UGUACAGCAAACCUGGUGUACAAGAAGAGGGGGCAGGCAGACCAGCUCUGCUCACAUGGACAGCAAGCACAAACUCUAACCUGCUCAUUAUCUGCACAGGGAAAAUGCAUUUGGGUGAUUUGGGGGUUGUUUGGAUGUGAAUCAGCAGGCAUUUCUUCUCAUUGUUUGUCAUAUAACCAGGCAGAGAUUUAUUGGACCUUCUUUCUCAUGUCUUAAAUGCUUCUCUGAGAUGUCAACUCAGUCUCAGACCAACGUAACAAUUGGACUGGGGUUUCUGGAAAGAGUUAUACUUUCCACUCUGACUACACUACCAUGCUGUGUGUUUUUCUUCAUUAAUGGAACCAUGUUAUUCACCUUGAGGAGUAAACUGGUGUUUCGUGAGACAUCUCGUUAUACUCUUCUGUGUAACCUCCUUUUCUCAGAUACCAUGCAGAUGGCACUGGGUCAGAUACUGUACCUGCUGUCUUCUUGUAGAAUAAUGGUGACGUAUCCUUUCUGUGGACUUCUAGUAAUGUUUGCCAAUCUCACUAAUGAAGUCUCCCCUCUUACACUGGUGGUGAUGUCUCUGGAGAGAUAUGUAGCUGUGUGCUACCCACUGAGGCACGCUACCAUCAUCACCAUCAGAAACACAGCAGUGGCUAUCAUUGUGGUUUGGGCCUUUUGUUCACUAAAUGUUCUAAUUCGAGUCCUUUUGCUGUUGGAUUUUCCAUUUUCAGACCUGGACAGUCUGCAGAUGAACCACCUAUGUAGCACGCUUAUCAUGUUUCUUGGGUCAAUGUCUGAUAUUUAUGACAAAGCAUACACUUGUUUUCUGUUUGUUUCAGCUGGUGUUGCAGUUAUUUCUUCCUAUAUUGGUGUGGUGAUAGCAGCCAGGUCAGCCUCCACAGACAAAGCUUCAGCCCGUAAGGCUCGUAACACACUGCUGCUGCAUCUGGUACAGCUGGGCCUCAGUCUCUCCUCAACCAUAUUUAACCCGUUCCUUUUAGUCAUAUCAAAAGUUGUUUCGAGGGUAGUACUUAUGCGUAUGCAGAAUGUUUUGUAUGUGUGUUUUUUCAUUCUGCCCAGAUGUCUGAGUUCUCUCAUCUAUGGACUCAGAGACCAGACUAUCAGACCCAUACUUGUGUACUAUUUAUGCUGUCGACUGACAUUUUUGUCCAAGAUACAUUCAGUGAAUUAACCUCUCUAUAUGUCUGUUGAAUGCUUUCCUCAGACCGGCCUUCAUACGUCAGCAUAUCCAGCAUUCACAAUAAUUUUCCUAACGAUUGUGUUUUUAUGUUCAACUUUUGUCAGUAUUUCUUGAAAUCCACAUCUAAACACUAAACUGUGUGCUGCAGUUUAAACUCCUCUUAUGUAUCACUUGACCAAAGCAAAUUCCUCAGAUCUUUGUUGUUUGUUGUUUGAUGUGAAUACAAAGCAUUAUUCAUUGUCCUCGCAUACGUAUAGUGAUACAUUUUGUUUGUACAUUGACUCAAGUUUCCAUACUUUGUACUUCUACUCCACUAAAUUUCAGAGUCAAAUAUUGUAGUUUUUUACUUCAGUCUGAAAACUUUAGCUACUACAUUUUAGUUAAUAAUACAAAAUAUGACCAACAAAUAUAUUAUGAUGUUAUAUUAUAGGUUACAACCUACAGAAUUGCACAGCAGUACAUAGAGUGAUUAAAAUGAGCUCCACAUUUACCAGCUGCAACACUGUGAUAAAUACAUCAGUGCAUCAGUAAUUAUAAUCCAGUGCUGUGCAAUGCACAAUAUGGAUUUCUUUCAGCCGAUAUUAUAUCCGAUAAUUUCACAAUUUUGUAUAUAUCUAUAUAUAUCACUGUUGUUUAUACAACAACAUACAGCAGUUCUGUUUCUUCAAAUGUUCAGUUACUUUUUCUGGUAAAGUUAAUUUAAAAAAACUUACUUAACUUACUUACUUAAAACAAACAUACUUUUGGUGUUCAUAGAACAUAAAACCUAUCAAUCAUUCCACUUAAGAACUCAAAAUAAUUAAUUAAUAUCAACCAAUAAUUUAUUAGCUCUAAUGAUUAAUAAUCAUAUAUUAUAUAAUUAUCGUGCAUCCCUGCUUUUAUGGUACUUACUUUUAAAGUUUUACAUGUAACUUUUAUUCUGACAUUUGGCGCAUUUUUUAAUGAGGGGGUUCACUCCCAAAUAACAGCCCAAAAUGUUCCUGAAUAUCAGUGUGAGAAACAAUAACAGUUUUUAUAUUUGGGUUGACAUUUGUGAACACUGAGCCCCCCCUUUCAAAAGUAUGCCAAAAGUCAGAAUUUGAAGCUCAAUUUCAUAUAUUCUGACAAUCUGAAUACCUUAGAAUGAGGGGGUCAGUGCUCCAAAAUGUCAAAGGCCAUAUAAUGACUGUAUUUAUCAAUGUCAAAUUGAAAUAUGUUCUAUAAUACAGGAUCUUUGUGAAUCCUGAAUGGGUUACAGUCUUUUCAAGUGCAUAUAGGUUAGGCUCAGAGGGCUGAGACCUUUGCCGGGCCCUACUGGAGCAUGCUGUAGGCAGGUUAUGGGUGGUCCUGGAACUGUGCCUUCACUGGCUGGUCCUGGUACUCCGGAGCACAAGGUCAGAUGUUGUGUUGCCCAUGCACCAGGACCACCAAGUGUCAAAUUAACAAAUUUGCCACUGCAGGCUCCUUGCUUACUAAAAUAACAGGAACUGUUUGUUGGAUUGUCAUGCCUUUGGUUGCCUGGGGUCAUGGCCAACAAAGUAUUUCUACUUGGUCGAAUUGCUAAUUUUACUUAAGUAAGUGAGAUCUAAGUGCUUUGUCCACCACCGCUCAUCUGCCCAGAGGAGAUAAGAGCUUAUCACACAGGCAGACACCUUUCUACGGCCCCCCAGACUCAACACCACCAGCUGAAUCCAAAACGCAGCAGGAAACACACCAACACUGCUUUUUGUUUCUCUAAUUUCAUACAUUGUUUGCCAGUAAGAUUUAUUUGGAAAAGUUAUGAAGAGUUUGAAGGUUUGACUGACGGUGGCAAAUUAAAGCAUUACUUAAAACUGA
Molecule: messenger RNA, 3001 nt
Organism: Dicentrarchus labrax (European seabass)
Lineage: Eukaryota; Metazoa; Chordata; Actinopteri; Moronidae
Product: odorant receptor 131-2-like
Exons: 1
Coding region: 230-1177 (315 amino acids)
Biological process (GO): G protein-coupled receptor signaling pathway
Cellular component (GO): membrane
Molecular function (GO): G protein-coupled receptor activity
Source: RefSeq, a predicted model, not a curated record